AUGUUGUUCUUACCUAUCAUCGGCCUCUUGGCGCAAUUCGCUUCGGCGCUUACCAUUUCCGAGGGCUCCGUGACUGUCGGGUCGCAAAAAGCCAAAUUCGGCUUCGAGGCCAUUUCGGCCCCGUUGACUUUAAAUGCCCAGGAUUCCAUCACCGUCAGCUUCAAGCUCGAUACGGCUGACACUCCAGACCAAGUCAUGGUCUUAUUGGGGAAUGAGCGUGGCUUGGAGACAUCCUACUUUCCGGUGGUCACCGGAACAACGGCCAAGUUGGUGAUUCCAGCAGCCAAGAUUCCCGCUGCGUUGAAGGCGCAGCACCGUUUGGUAUUGAACUUGGUGUUGGGUGCUUUCGGUAAGGAAGUCUACGACGAUGAAGACAAGGGCUUUGUCACCAGCCACGAAGAGCCAUUGUUCCUCCAGAUUGGCGAGCUCCAGCCGAGCAAAGAGUUGCUCCAGCAGCCAUUUGAAAGCGCUCCGAGAUUUAGUGCCAAGCCAGAGAUUAUCCACCAGUUCAGAGACAGCUCCCAGACCGUCAACCCGGCGAUUGCGCUUGUGUUUGUCGGUGGAAUUGGCGCUCUUUUUGUGGGUUUACUCGGUGUCUGGCUCAGUUUCGGCGUGCUCAACGUCAAAAAUGCUCCAUCGGCUAACGGGAACCUCGUUUUUCACGUGGGAUUGUUGGGCUCGAUCGUGGCCUUUGAGGUGGUGUUCUUCAAGUACUACGUCUCGAGCUCCGUCUUUGCCACCAUCGCCCGCAUUGCCGUUUUGGCCGGACCAGCCGUCUUCUCCGGCUCCCGUGUUUUCCGUGAGUUUGCCAUUCGUCGCAAAUAA
This is a messenger RNA of Babjeviella inositovora NRRL Y-12698, 825 nucleotides long. RefSeq names its product dolichyl-diphosphooligosaccharide-protein glycotransferase. The transcript is spliced from 2 exons. The record is from RefSeq and is a predicted model, not a curated record. Bases 1 to 825 code for a protein of 274 amino acids. Gene Ontology annotation, biological process: protein N-linked glycosylation. Gene Ontology annotation, cellular component: oligosaccharyltransferase complex; membrane. NCBI's taxonomy places the organism in Eukaryota, Fungi, Ascomycota, Pichiomycetes, Serinales.